Tympanuchus pallidicinctus (lesser prairie-chicken) is the source of this 3671-nucleotide messenger RNA. It is a transcript of the gene GPR176, whose product is annotated as G protein-coupled receptor 176. Gene Ontology annotation, molecular function: G protein-coupled receptor activity. The record is from RefSeq and is a predicted model, not a curated record. The coding region runs from base 306 to 1889 and encodes 527 amino acids. The transcript has 3 exons. Gene Ontology annotation, biological process: G protein-coupled receptor signaling pathway. Gene Ontology annotation, cellular component: plasma membrane. NCBI's taxonomy places the organism in Eukaryota, Metazoa, Chordata, Aves, Galliformes, Phasianidae.
GGGCUGGCGGGGAGCCGCCGUUGGGACUCUCCCCGUCCGCGCUCCCCGCUGAGAGGCGCCGGACACCGCGAGGCGAGAAGCAUGGGACGGCGGACGGCGCGGCGGGGCCCCCUUCUCUUUUAUGGCCAUAGCGACUCGCAGGGCAGGAGCGCGAAAAACCGGGCCUGCUUCCCGGGACGCAGAAACGCGGUGACGGUGGCUCCGAGGGGUAGAGCCGGGGCUCCCUCCGCAGCGCCGCGUUUUCGCCCGCGCGCUCCGCUCGCUCGCUGAACUGCUCGGAGGGUGCGAGGGGCGGGCGCCUCGCCAUGGGGCACGGCGCGAGUCGGGCUCCGCUGAACAGCAGCGAGCCCGCCCCGUUCCGCGCCGUCGCCCUGGGGGCGAGGAACGGGACCGCGGCGCAGAUGGCGUGGGGCGGCGGCAACGGCAGCGCGGCCGGGCCCUGGGGCGGCGCGGAGCGCGGCGGGGAGCCCGGAUACCGACACUUCGCCACCGCCGCGCAGCUCGUCAUCUUCGUGGGCUCCCUGCUGGGUAACAUCAUGGUGCUGUGGUCAACUUGCAGAACAUCAGUACUUAAAUCCGUAACAAACCGAUUCAUUAAGAAUUUGGCCUGCUCGGGUAUUUGUGCCAGCCUAGUUUGUGUGCCUUUUGACAUUGUUCUUAGUGCCAGUCCACACUGCUGCUGGUGGAUCUACACGAUGCUCUUCUGCAAAAUUGCCAAGUUUCUGCACAAAGUCUUCUGCUCAGUGACCAUUCUUAGUUUUCCAGCCAUUGCUCUUGACAGAUACUACUCUGUUUUAUACCCUCUGGAAAGAAAAAUAACUGAUGCAAAAUCCCGAGACCUGGUUAUCUACAUCUGGGCCCAUGCAAUAGUGGCCAGCAUUCCAGUAUUUGCUGUGACCAAUGUGUCUGAUAUUUAUGCCAUGUCCACCUGCUCUGAAUCCUGGAGUUACUCCCUUGGCCACUUGAUCUACGUUGUCAUCUAUAACAUCACCACUGUGAUUGUACCAGUGGCUGUGGUAUUUCUCUUCAUGAUUCUUAUUCGCAGGGCACUGAGUGCCAGCCAGAAGAAAAAAGUCAUCAUAGCUGCCUUAAGAACCCCUCAGAAUACAAUUUCAAUCCCUUACGCCUCCCAGCGAGAAGCUGAGCUUCAUGCCAUGCUGCUUUCUAUGGUUGUGAUAUUUAUUUUCUGCAGCAUCCCCUAUGUGACUCUGGUGAUUUACCGUACCAUACUCAAUGUUUCAGAUAUUUCAGUCUUUCUGCUUCUCACUGCCAUUUGGUUGCCCAAGGUCUCUUUGUUAGCCAAUCCUUUGUUAUUUUUAACUGUUAACAAAUCUGUACGAAAGUGCUUAGUGGGGAUGAUAGUACAGCUGCACCAGAGGUACAGCAGGAGAAACAUUGUCAGCUCAGGUGGUGUUGCAGAUGCUAAUCUGGAGCCCAGUGCCCGUUCAGGGAGCCAGCUUCUGGAGAUGUUUCAUAUUGGGCAGCAACAAAUCUUCAAGCCAACAGAAGACGAGGAGAAUGAAACCAAAUCUGUUGGCUCUAGUGACUUUCAGCAGAAAGAAAUUCCUGUCACCAGUUCAAAAGUAGGACAGACUUCGAUUCACAGAUUUAUACCACAGACGGUUGCAGACUCUGCAGCUCAGGUGGCACCAGCUGUGCCUGCAGAAACUGAUACGGGAAAUGACAAGUAUUCCAUGCAUUUUGGUUUUGGACCCUUUGAGCUGCCUCCUCAGUGGCUGUCAGAAAGUCGGAAUAGUAAGAAGCGACUCCUGCCUCCUUUGGGGAAUACCCCUGAAGAGCUAAUCCAGACAAAGCAGCCAAAGUGUAAAGCAGAAAGAAAAAUCAGCAGAAAUAAUAAAGUCAGUAUCUUUCCCAAGGUGGAUUCUUAGGAGGAAUAGGUGACUGACAAAGGUCACCUAAACUUAUAUGUGUGAUCCCAUGGAUCUUUGCUGUGCUGAAAUCUGUUACAGGCUGAUUUUUUUUUUUUGUGUGUGUGUCAAGUGUAAUUAAACAAACAAAAGGGAAAUAUGCAUACAGGUGUUCUUUAUUCAUAUGGUUUCGUGAAAGUAAUAUAUUGAAAGAUCACGAUUUUUGUUUUUAUUUGUGAAAUACCUAUGAUAAUACAUUCCUGAUGAGCUUUCAGAAAGUACAUGUGGCUUUGGGAACAGUUUUCUUAUGGCUGAAGUAUGGAAAUAUGGCAGUCAGUUUGCUGGGAACCUUCUUAUAUUAAGAUGGUCUGGAUAUUGAAGAAGCUUAAUAGGAAAAGCUAUAGGGAGCACGAGAGGAUACAAGAUGGAUAAGACCUAACCUCACAUUAGCAGACCCAGCAAGCUUCUUCUGCACGUUUUGUUAAAGAAGUGAGGAGGACCAUGAAGUAUAUCUAUUAAGCCAGUUUCUGAAAUCAGUGUUAAAAGUAAAACUUGCUGGACUCUUACACAGGUUAUUUAGCAAGUAUCUGCUAAACUACACCUUUUUAAAACUUAAAUCAAUAUUUUUUGUGUUCAAAAUUUCAGCGAAGCCAAGGAUACCAAAAUUGUCUUGUGUGUCACAAACCCGAGGAUGACGGAUUCAGAAAUAGCAUUUCUUUUUUAAAAAUCGUUCUUGUAGUUCUAAGUAGAAACUGUACUGGAGAAGCCUGACCCUAAUAAACAAGAAUGUAUAUGCCAGGGGCAUAAAUGUAACGUUUGAUCUUAUGAUAAAGGAUAUAUACAAAUGUCCCAACAGUAUUCUGUGAGUAUUGUGUACAUAAGCAAAGGGUUGCCCUUAAAAUUCACUCCUAUCUACUGGUUCACUGAGCUUUUUUUUUUGUGGGAAAGGUAGCAAAUGGAAGAAAACAGUUGGAGUUGCUUACAGACUUGUACUGAAUUGUUGAGUGUGGAAGCUGAUUAUGGACCCCAAAAGGCAAGGUUUGCUAAUGCUGUGGCUCAGUAUUGUUAGUGAGGUUUUCAUUUUACCUUCACCAACAUAAAUACCAGCUAUCGUAUUCCACUUGUCUCACAGACUCAAUCAACCCGUGUAUGAACAUGAGACUUCUGAAUCUGGUGCCUAAUUUCUGAUCAAGUCAAAGUCAGCCAUCCCUGGUCUCAGUGUACCAGCUGUGCUUUGAUAGCUCUCUGUUUGUAUCCUUCUGCAGCUCAUCCUCCCAAACUUGUCAUUUCCUCAGUACUGUGUGAAUUUCAAAUGUACCUGUCUAUUAAAUGACCAGGAAAUUAUUGUCACCCCAGCUGUAAUCCUUUGGUCAGUUGCAAGUUAGUUGUUCCUUCUUUUUUUAUUUGCAUUCACUGUUGACUCUGGGUGAGAAAAACUGGAAAACACAAGUGACACCCAGCACUCCUCGUGAUUCUCCUGUAGUGUAGCCCUUUGGUGUAUGCUGGAUCUUUACCUGUCAUUAUUGCCUGUUGGGAAAGUAUUUUUCUUUAAAGAAUGCUUUUUGAAGGGACAAGGUGAAUUGUUUUGCUGAGUUCACAGUAACUUGCCAAAUCCAAUUGAUUACUGUUAGAAGUGUGGGAAAAAUUGUGCUAAGGCAGAAUUUGUAGAUGUGCGUAUUCUUCCUUUGAGGAGUAGGAGCAAGUCAGCUGCUUCUACUAGCUUUGAGGUGAUGGAUUUCUAUAAGACACUCAAAGCAAAUGCUUCAAUUAAAAAAAAAAAAAAAAAAAAAAAAAAAAAGAAAA